Porites evermanni is the source of this 1815-nucleotide messenger RNA. The record is from the annotation of a GenBank genome assembly. Lineage: Eukaryota; Metazoa; Cnidaria; Anthozoa; Scleractinia; Poritidae.
AUGGGAAAGCGAAAAUAUAAAUCUGUUCGAAUUUCAUUAUCAAUGAAGUCAAAUGAAACUACAAAGGGAAGAUCAGCUAUAAGUGUUAUGCCAAAGUGCCCAAUUCCAAAAUUAUUGCCAUAUGACAAGCUUGUGAAAGAAAUAAACGAAAUUGAGAUUGGAAAUGUGUACAGGUUCGAUGAAGAGUUUCCAGGGGCAAUCGGAGAUGAACUUACUCAAGGUUGUUUUCGAAAGUUAGUUGAGUACUUGCCACGCCUGGCAAAAUUCUACCUCAGAAAAGAUAGAAAGGAAGCCCUUCUGUGGUUUGGCAAAACUGAAGGCACUUUUUUAAUUGCUGUGGGUGGGGAUGGUUGCCCAUUCGGAAAGAAUGAGUCAGCUUGUUCUUUUUUGUUAAGUUUCAUGAAUGUAGGUAAACGAGUUGCAUCGAGCAAUGACAACUUUAUUAUUUUUGGUGGAAAUUGUGAGGAAACAUCACUUGUUGUGCGUAAGUAUUGUCAGUUCUUGUGCAAAGAAAUUUGUGAGAUAGAAAACAAAGUCUUUGAAAUUGAGGGCCUUCAUGUUACAUUCAAAUGUGCCGAGUUACCUAAUGACAUGAAAAUGUUGGCCAUGUUAGGUGGUGAACUAUCUAACAGUGCAAAAUAUUUCUCGUCCUUUGCAAAUGUGUCAAAAGACAACUGCACAGACCUGAAGGGGACAUUUGCAACUGAUAGCACAAGCUUAUGGCAUCCAUGGAAAUAUGAGGACAGAAUUAAAAUUGCAAAUGAGGUUGAGAAAUUUAAAAAAACCUUGUCUGAGAAACAGCUAAAGGAAAAGCAAUUUCGUAGCAAAGUCACUGAAUUUAUAGCGCGUAAAAAAAGUAGACAAGAGUUUGUUCCCUUAAUUGGCAAAUUGAUUGACCAUGCCCACGUGGAACCUUUACAUGUUAAGAACAACGCAUGGCAAUAUUUCUUCAAAGAAGUGUUAAAAGAGGCACUUGCAAAAUCAAAUAUUGCAGACAGCUGCAAAAAGUUCUCAGACAUCCCCAAUGACAGCAUAAUCUCAAGGGUUGUGACUGCACUACAGUUUGAGGUGAAAGCCAAAUGUUUGGCAAGGAAAGUAAAAAACUGGUUUGAUGAGACACAAGGAAAGGGUAAAGAUCUCCAGUACAGAUUCACUGGGAAAGAUUCGAGGCUACUUUGCCACAAUUUUAUGAGACUAAUUAGAUGGCUUAGUGGAGAAAAUGAUUCUGAGCAUCAAAGAACAACAUUAUUAGUUCUUGCAUAUCUUGGACUGAGACUAAGGGAUUGUGUUUCACUAUUCAGCAGGUUUGAGAUUUCAGUAGAACAGCUCACUCAAUUAAGUGUUGCUGCUUGUGAAUAUUACCGGGUAAAUGCUUUGUUCCUGUCUUCUUCCGUAAAUCCAACCGUGUGGACUAUUGGACACAUUAUUCCUGCCCACACAAAAGAUGUACAUGAGAAAUAUGGGCAAGGCCUUGGGAUUGUAACUAUGGAAGGGAGGGAGGCUAAGCACAUUGCUUUAAAAAAACUCAGUGAGAAUACUUUCUUUCACAGACGCUGGUAUGAGAUAUUUAAGCAUGAGUUUGUAAUGCUGGUAUGGCUUCCUGAACAAGGGUUUGAUCUUAGUACAUAUAAGCACAAUGGUAUAUACAUACCAAACAGGGUUUUCUCUGACACAAGGUUCUGUUAUUGCAACCUAGAAAAAACUGAUGCCAGUGAUGAAAAAUGUUCAUUCUGUGGAGAUCCAAUUAUGGCACUCAUCCAACAGAGUGUUGAGCAGGGGAAACUUUUGCCCCAAAUUGCCCAUCAAGUAUCUGCG